UAAAAUUGCGUGCACCCUCAGAGGGGUGCGGUGACCGAAAAAAUUAACGUCAUUAUAACUUAAUUAUCCCUAGUGCGACCGAAUUUCUACAAAUUCCGCUAGGGAAAUUAGCAACUUGGAAAUUAUGUUGGCACUGAUUUAUUCCCCACGUCAAAGCUGUUUGGACUUCUAACCUAAAUCUUUAGAAGAAUAAAACAAGAUAAAAUCAAUUACUAAACAAUUUUCUCGCCAAGAAAAAUACCACAAUGGGUAAGAGAAAAAGAAAUAAGGGCGAAAGGCGAAGCGAAAACAACGAUCGACCGGGCCGACACCCGCCACACUUGAGAGGAAAACAAAUCGGCUUAUUUUACGCCCAGAAGUCUAAGGAAAAAAAAAUUCAACAUCUAAAACGACCUCUGGGGGCCAUAUUGUUGUCAACAACAAAAAAACAGCAAAUCCAGUCAGUUUUGAACUCCACCUCGUUCAAGAACUUGUUCGUUGUUGAUGAUGGCUCUUACGAACACGUAAAGGACUCGCAUUUUAAAAGAGAUUUCAUGCGUGUUAUUAGCGAAACAAUUGAUGAAAAGUUAACGAAGACACCUGUGAUUAUUUCAGAUGAUUCUCGACUGGAUACUACGUAUUAUGAGGAAUUUGUAGCAAAACAACAAAAUCAGCGAUAUGUGAAUAUGUUGGAAAAGCGCAAGAAAUUACCAGCGCAUGAAUUAAAAAACGAGAUAUUGAAAGUAUUGGAGGAAAAUCAGGUUCUUGUGAUUAGUGGGGAGACAGGUUGUGGUAAAACAACUCAAGUGCCACAGUUUAUUUUGGACGAUUUUUUGGAAAAACAGAAAGGGUCUGGGUGCAGGAUCUUGUGCACACAACCCAGAAGAAUAAGUGCUAUUUCUGUUGCCCAAAGAGUGGCAGAUGAGAGGGCAGAGAAUCUAGGACAGAGUGUGGGGUACCACAUCCGUAUGGAAAGGCGUCUUCCUCGAGAUCGAGCCUCCGUUUGCUUCUGCACGACCGGCGUGGUGCUCAAAAUGAUGGAAUCUGAUCCUUCAUUGUCCACAGUGUCUCACUUGAUCCUCGACGAAAUUCACGAACGUGAUGUCAUGUCGGAUUUUAUUCUAGCUUUGAUUAAAAAAAUCAGGAGCAUAAGAACGGAUUUGAAAAUUAUUCUUAUGAGUGCCACUCUAAAUUCAGAGAAGUUUUCACGAUAUUAUGAUAAUUCUCCACAUAUCAACAUUCCUGGAUUCACUUACCCUGUCAAAGAAUUCUACCUGGAAGAUGUUCUAUUCAGGACCAAGUUCGUUUAUGAGGAGAAACGAAUAAAGCAGCAGAAAAUCGCGGAAUAUAGUAGAUUUAUUGAACCUCAUGUUAGACAGUUGGAAAGAACAAAUCAGUACAGCAGAGAAGUAUGCAUACAGCUUAGAAGUCCACUUUGUGAAGAAAUAAAUAUAGAACUGAUAUUCACACUUCUUGUGGACAUUUGCCUAAAGGAACAGGAUGACGGAGCUAUCUUAGUUUUCUUGACGGGUUUCGGGGAAAUAUCGUCUUUAACAAGAAUGCUUCAAGAAUCGGGUCAAUUCCCCUCACACAAAUACCUAAUUUUUCCUUUACACUCGUUAAUGCCAACGAUCGAACAAAAACAAAUAUUCGAAGUACCUCCCAGAGGCACCAGAAAAAUCAUCAUAGCCACUAACAUCGCAGAAACGUCGAUAACAAUCGACGAUGUUGUCUACGUUAUAGACUGUGGCAAAAUAAAAGUGACUGGUUUCAAUGUCAAAACCAACACGGACAUCCUAGCUCCAGAAUGGGUAUCUUUAGCUAACGCGAAUCAACGUAGAGGGCGCGCUGGUCGGGUUAAACCUGGCGUGUGCUUUCACCUAUUCAGCAAAGCUCGAAACAUGGUCCUAGAAAAAUACCAACUUCCAGAAAUUUUAAGGACACGUCUUGAAGGUGUUAUUUUGACGGCAAAAGUGUUGCAGUUAGGCGACAUUUCCACCUUUUUCCAACAGUUGAUUGAUUCGCCAGAACCUGAUGCUGUGUCAUUGGCUCUUGAUUUACUCAAGCGUCUGAAUGCGUUAACAGGCGACGAGAAACUAACACCGUUGGGGUAUCAUCUGGCGAAGCUUCCGAUGGCGCCCCAAAUGGGAAAGAUGAUUUUAUUCGGGGCGAUUUUUAGUUGUCUAGACCCCAUUUUAUCAGUCGCUGCUACUUUGGAUUAUAAAGAUCCCUUUCAGUUGCCCGUUGGUAAAGAAAAAGAAGCGAAUUUGAUGAAGUUGGAGUUGUCUGAUGGGAUUAAGAGCGACCAUUUGCUUUUUCACGAAGCUUUGAAGGGGUUUGAAAGGUGUGGGAAUAACAGUCGCCAGUUUUGUUGGAGGUAUUUUUUGAGUUAUCACACUUUGAAGCAGCUACAGGACAUGAAGAAACAGUUCAUGGAGUAUUUGCAUGAGAUGAAUUUUGUUCCAAACUCUGACCCGAAAUCGCCGGAGUGUAAUAGGAACUCGCAGAAUUUGAGUUUAAUUAAAGCUAUUAUUUGCGCGGGGCUUUACCCGAAUAUAGCGAUUUCAAAAGUUCUAGGAAAGAAACCUGUGUGGACCCCAACUAUGCAAAAAUUAAACAUCCAUCCCAAGUCGAUUCUAGCCGAAUGUAGAUACUUUGACACGAAUAUUCUCGUGUACUACAGAAAAGUUUAUUCAAACAGUGACUACAUUCACGAUUGUUCGUUAAUACAUCCACUGCCUGUGAUAUUUUUUGGAGAUAAUUUUCAGAGAAUGUACGAAGAGGGCCGACACAUGAUCACGAUUAACGAAAAUUUAAAAUUUGUUUGUACCGAGAGCACUACGUCGAUCAUUAAAGAACUUCGAGACAGAUUUAAUUGGUUCUUGGAAUAUAAAAUCUCGCACCCUGGGCCUGUGAUUUGGGGGAAAGAAAACGAAACGCGGGUCUUGGAUGUGAUUAUGGAACUAAUUACUUGCGAGGAUCUGGAAGUUUAUGACGACGACACCUUUGAUGACUAUGACUAGAUUUUUUUAUUUUUCUGCCAGUAUUUAUUUGUUGUAAAAUUUGAAAAUUCUUAAUAAAUUAAAUGUUAUAUGUAAA
Messenger RNA from Zophobas morio, 3078 nucleotides. Its product is annotated as ATP-dependent DNA/RNA helicase DHX36-like. The transcript is spliced from 6 exons. Gene Ontology annotation, molecular function: RNA helicase activity; DNA helicase activity; G-quadruplex RNA binding. NCBI's taxonomy places the organism in Eukaryota, Metazoa, Arthropoda, Insecta, Coleoptera, Tenebrionidae. The record is from RefSeq and is a predicted model, not a curated record. Bases 246 to 3002 code for a protein of 918 amino acids. Gene Ontology annotation, cellular component: cytoplasm; intracellular anatomical structure.